Molecule: messenger RNA, 1425 nt
Organism: Zingiber officinale
Lineage: Eukaryota; Viridiplantae; Streptophyta; Magnoliopsida; Zingiberales; Zingiberaceae
Product: G patch domain-containing protein 8-like
Exons: 9
Coding region: 323-1261 (312 amino acids)
Molecular function (GO): nucleic acid binding
Source: RefSeq, a predicted model, not a curated record
CCCACAAAUUGAAUAUCUGCAAACCCUAAAUUACCAGAUCAGGAGAGAGGGCAGGGCCACUGCGGUUGCUGGCCUGCCCCCUUCGCAUCCGCUGGUUUUCCACGCUGCUGCUCGCGGCGAGCAUCGAGCGUCUGGGGUAACUCAGGCGACCCAAAACCUGUUUGAUUCAGGCCUCGCCUUGGCUACGGCGAACCAGAAAUUGUAGCUCUAGCGAGGCCGAGCGGUUCAAACGAUUGGAACGGCAAUUGAUUCGCGUCCUUCGUUCUAUCCUGGUGACACUCCCAACGAACAUUAUAUUUAACAGUGUGUUAGAUUCAUCAUAAUGGAAGAUGAAACAUCCAGUGGUAGACAUGAGGCCUUCUUUCAAAAUAAACAAGAAGCAAGGGAAGAGGCAUACCCUGAUUCCUUGGCUGAGGAUGUGCUGGGAGAUUUUCGUCUGCCUAUAUCUCACAGGCCCACAGAAAACCUUGAUACUGAUAACCUGGAGCAAGCAUCUUUGGAUACACAACUAACAUCAUCCAAUGUAGGAUUUAGACUUCUGCAGAAGAUGGGGUGGAAAGGAAAGGGUCUUGGGAAGAAUGAGCAAGGCAUUACAGAGCCCAUAAAGGCUGGAAUGAGGGACCCAAAGCUUGGGGUUGGAAAGCAAGAAGAGGAUGAUUUUUUCACGGCUGAAGGAAACGUGCAAAGAAGGAAGCUUGAUGUUGAAUUAGCUGAGACUGAAGAAAAUAUAAAAAAGCGGGAGGUUGUAGCAGAGCGCGAGCAGAAAAUCGAAUCUGAGGUCAAGGAAAUAAAAAAGGUCUUUUUUUGCAAUCUCUGCAACAAACAGUACAAAUUGGCAAUAGAAUUUGAAAGUCAUCUGAGCUCUUAUGACCACAAUCAUAGAAAGAGAUUCAAAGAAAUGAGAGAAAUGCAUGGAAGCAGCCGUGAUGAUAGGCAGAAAAGAGAACAAUUACGUCAAGAGAAGGAAAUGGCCAAGUUUGCACAAAUGGCAGAUGCACAUAAACAACGCCAACAACAGCAACAACAGCAGCACCAACAACAGCAGCAGCAACAGCAGGAAGGUUCUGGGACCUCCUGCGAUGUCAGUGCACCAAAGGUUUCUGCAAAAGUACUACAACAGGACCAGCGACAGGCUCUGAAAUUUGGCUUCUCUAAGCAAGGCAAUGCCAAGACUUCAACUGGUAGCAAUAGUAAGAAGCCAAAGGUGGCUAUCAAGGUAUCUUCAAUCUUCGGCAACGACGAUAGCGAUGAGGAGUCGUAGGAAUUUCCUUGGAAGGCUAUCAGUGACAUGUGCCAUGUUUGACGAAAGCUGUAAUACUAUUUCUUGGCCGAAUGGCCUUAGAAUGUGCACUGUAAAAUCUGAUGCAAAUCGACCAACAUAUGUUGACAUUUCUUGUGUAUUUUAACCUUUAAUUUUAAUCUUCA